Molecule: messenger RNA, 3453 nt
Organism: Corythoichthys intestinalis (scribbled pipefish)
Lineage: Eukaryota; Metazoa; Chordata; Actinopteri; Syngnathiformes; Syngnathidae
Gene: dpysl2a
Product: dihydropyrimidinase like 2a
Exons: 14
Coding region: 275-2014 (579 amino acids)
Cellular component (GO): cytoplasm
Molecular function (GO): hydrolase activity, acting on carbon-nitrogen (but not peptide) bonds
Source: RefSeq, a predicted model, not a curated record
ACCCCUUUCUUGAGUCUUGUCUUCUGGGAUCCUCCUGCAGAAAUCCAAAAAUUUGAGUAAUUGUCUCAAAUUGUGGCACACGUUUUCAAUUGGAGCAUUGUAUAUCACACUGUAAACGUUAUUCACCACCGAUAGAAGUAGUCUGACAGGUGCAAAUUGCCCCUGGGCGUCGACUGUCCAUUGAGCAUCCAUUCAUUCUUUCACCGGCUGCUGAGCUUUUCCAGCCUUGCGAGCUAGCGUUAGCCGAGAGGGGACCACUGGAGAAAUACUCAAAAUGUCAGGUUACCAAGGAAAAAAGAACAUUCCUCGAAUCACUAGUGAUCGCCUCCUCAUAAAAGGAGCAAAGAUUGUGAAUGAUGACCAGUCCUUCACGGCUGAUAUCUACAUGGAGGAUGGAGUCAUCAAGCAAAUCGGUGACAACCUAAUUGUCCCUGGAGGAGUUAAGAUCAUAGAGGCUCACGGGAGAAUGGUGAUGCCCGGUGGCAUUGACGUGCACACUCGAUUCCAGAUGGCUGACCGAGGCAUGGUGGUAGCAGAUGACUUCUACCAGGGCACCCGGGCAUCCCUAGCAGGAGGCACCACAAUGAUCAUCGAUCACGUGGUGCCGGAACCUGGCGUAGGCUUGGUUGAAGCUUUCAAGCAGUGGAGAGAAUUUGCUGACAGCAAAUCCUGCUGUGACUACUCUUUCCAUGUGGACCUCACCGACUGGAAAAAAGGCACUCAGGAGGAGAUGGAGACCUUGGUGAAGGAGCAUGGUGUCAACUCUUUCCUGGUCUAUUUGGCCUAUAAGGAUGUUUUUCAACUUUCUGACGCUCAGAUUUACGAGGUGUUCAGUGUUAUCCGAGACCUAGGGGCCAUCGCUCAAGUGCAUGCUGAGAAUGGUGACAUCAUUGCCGAGGAGCAGAGACGAAUUCUCGAGCUGGGUAUCACUGGGCCUGAAGGUCAUGUACUUAGCCGUCCAGAGGAGGUGGAGGCAGAAGCUGUCAAUCGCUCCAUCACCAUAGCCAAUCAAACAAAUUGUCCUGUCUACAUCACUAAGGUGAUGAGCAAGAGUGCUGCUGAUGUCAUCGCUCUAGCCAGAAAAAAAGGCUCUGUGGUUUUCGGAGAGCCCAUCUCGGCCAGCUUGGGCACAGAUGGUACCCAUUACUGGAGCAAGAACUGGGCCAAGGCUGCGACCUAUGUCACAUCUCCACCACUCAGUCCUGAUCCCACCACCCCUGAUUACCUCAGCUCUCUCUUGUCAUGUGGGGAUCUACAGGUGACAGGUAGCGCCCACUGCACUUUCCAAACAUCGCAACGAGCAGUAGGCAAAGAUAACUUCACCCUCAUUCCGGAGGGCACCAAUGGAACUGAAGAGAGGAUGUCUAUAAUCUGGGACAAAUGUGUGGUGACUGGAAAGAUGGAUGAGAAUCAAUUUGUGGCAGUGACCAGCACAAAUGCAGCAAAGAUCUUCAACCUUUUUCCACGGAAGGGCCGCAUUGCUGUGGGCUCUGAUGCUGACCUUGUUUUGUGGGACCCAGAUGUCACCAAGAUCAUCUCAGCCAAGAACCACAACUCGGCUAUAGAGUACAACAUCUUUGAGGGCAUGGAGGUCCGUGGAGGUCCUCUGGUGGUGAUCAGCCAAGGUAAAGUUGUGCUGGAAGAAGGCAGCCUGCACACAACGGAGGGCUGUGGGCGCUACAUUAGCCGUAAAGCCUUUCCAGACCACGUGUACAAGAAGAUUAAGGCUCGUAGCAGGCUGACAGAGUUGCGUGGAGUCCCCCGGGGUCAGUACGAUGGGCCGGUGUGUGAGGUGAUUCUUACUCCCAAGGUUUUGUCCUCGGUCUCUGCUGUUAAGACCUCGCCUACCAAACAGCAACAACAGCAACAAUUCAUUCAGCAACCAGUGCGCAACCUCCACCAGUCCGGCUUCAGUCUGUCAGGUGCCCAAAUUGAUGACAACGUUCCACGGCGUAACACCCAGCGCAUUGUGGCUCCCCCUGGAGGAAAAGCCAAUAUCACCAGCCUCGGCUAAGCUUUUUUUGCAAAUGCACCAAGGUGCUGGGAAGCAUAGGACUGGCGGUCCGUCACUCUUUGCUUGCCCUGCAAUACACCUUUUCAUUGUCACUCACUAUUAUGUUGUAUUUAACAUAAAUGAAAACACUAUUAAUUUAAUCCAAUACGGAAGAUUCAAUGGAAUUGAAGCUUGCUAGACAUUGAAACUUUUCUCGACUUUAGACUUCAGUCAAUCUAUUGUAGGACCAGCAGUUUUUUCCUACUGCUUGAGUGUGCGGAAAACCUCCUUAGGUCAGUUCUCAAUUGUUGUUUCAGUAUUUGUGUUCUUGUAGAAAAGUUCUUUUGUAAUCACCAGAAAACAAAGACGAGAAUGUUUUUUUUUCCUGCUGUUUAAUUUAACUUCUCAUCUUGGUCUUCCUUAUGUGUUAUAGUUGCACUUUCCGUUUUAAUUUCCAUUUAAUUUGUUUUGAAAAACGUAAUUUAUCGAAUGCACUGAAAGGUAAGUUAAUGGUAUUUAAAGGUUACGUUUAAUACCCUGUAUUUGGCACAUGCACAUUUUUUUUUCUCUUUCUCAUUUAAGCUCUCUUUUGAUCUUUUGCCAUGUCAACCUUGAUAAGUAAAUGAUGUGUCUGCUGAACACUUGAGGAUACAGACACCGCAAAGUUUGAUGUGAGGUUUUGAGAAGACCUUUUUGCAUCAGGUGCUAGAAGAGCAAGGCCAGUAUGUAAAUGUGAAGGUGUUAACUGUUCCUGCAUUCAUACUAAAAUUGUCUUUGCUUUGGAGUUAGCACCCAUUGAUCAGUUUAUCCCACUUCGUGACACAUUUAUUUUGCACCUGUACUAAUCCAAAUGAUACACCUGUAUGUGAGCUUGCAAGUUUUUUGUGGAGUGUCUGUUUUUAGGUUUAAUUGAAAUAGCCCCUGCCUGUUCACUAAGAUGUUGAUAGCACAUUGUAUCUAUGAAGGCUCAUAAAAAAGUGAUCUUUGAGACCUGAUGGAACAUUGCAACAUGGAUGGUUGUGUAUUUAGAACUCUCCCUGCGUGCUGAUGAUGUGUCCACUUCUCUUUGUGUUUGUGUUGUGAACCAAGUACCGGAAAGCCAGUUCUUCUUUGUAAUACCUUUACUUAUUUAUUGCCACCUGUUUGAACUGGAGCCACAGCAAGUGGUAAGUUCUAGUUACUGUACAUCCCUUCAUUGCUUGUGAAGUGAGUAAGUAUGCCAGGCUAAAUGUGAAGAGGAUUACAUUAUUUUGGCAGGGUUCUUGAUAGUGUUUAUUGAGCUGUAACAUGCAACGCAGGUGUUGUCCCACUUAAUGUGAUAUUGAGUCAUGUACGUAUACCUUGUUGGAUACCAAGAUUUGACGGGGCACAAAUCACCAGUCCUUUCUGCAUCCUACUUGACCUGUGUUGACUUCAGUGGAGUAAAAUAUUAUGAAUAAAACUUUUGGUUUUUUUUUUUU